Dioszegia hungarica is the source of this 1008-nucleotide messenger RNA. Its product is annotated as chitin deacetylase. Gene Ontology annotation, molecular function: hydrolase activity, acting on carbon-nitrogen (but not peptide) bonds. Bases 1 to 1008 code for a protein of 335 amino acids. The transcript has 8 exons. NCBI's taxonomy places the organism in Eukaryota, Fungi, Basidiomycota, Tremellomycetes, Tremellales, Bulleribasidiaceae. The record is from RefSeq and is a predicted model, not a curated record. Gene Ontology annotation, biological process: carbohydrate metabolic process.
AUGGUUCAAGCAGACCAAUACACUGGCGGCGAGACAGGCACUUGGUCUGUCGACGAGCUCACCCACUCCCUUCCGCGUGAUUUCCUUGGCUACGGCCGGGAUGUCCCCGAGUUCAAGCUUCCUGGCGGUAAGAAGCUCGCCGUGAAUUUCGUCAUCAACUACGAGGAAGGCGGAGAGCACUCGCUUGCUCAUGGCGACUCGGAGGGAGAGGCUAUGCUGCAGGAGAUCGGGACCGGCAAGACUCCAUACGUCGGACAGAGAGAUACCCCUAUGGAGACCUCAUUCGAGUACGGGUCCCGGGUAGGCAUCUGGCGCCUGCUCAACCUCUUCGAAAAGCACUCGAUGAAGGUCACCAUGUACGCCGUCGGUCUCGCCCUCGAGCAGAACUUGGUCGCUACCAAGGCGAUGCUUACUGGUGGCCACGAGAUUGCCAGCCACUGCUGGAGCGAGAAGAUGUCCGCCGGCGAGGAAGAGUGGCACAUCCGCAAAGGUAUCGACUCGUACAUCGCCACCACCGGCAAGGCUCCCGUCGGAUGGUAUUACGGUCGUCCCUCUCCUCGGUCCCGUGCUCUCAUCGCCAAGAUCUAUGAGGAGAAGGGGCUCGAGCUCCUCUACGUCUCGGACGACUACUCGGACGAUCUGCCCCACUGGAGGCCGUCGCCCGCUAACGGCAAGGGAUUGCUUCACGUCCCGUACUCAUAUGCCAACAAUGAUUUCAAGUUCUUCAUCGCUCCUGGAUUCGGCAGCACCAAGGCGUACGAGGAGCACAUCAUGGGUGCGGUCGAGACGCUCCUUGACGAGGGCAAGGACGGAAAGCCCAAGAUGAUGACUAUCGCCCUCCACGCCCGCCUGAUCGGCCAGCCCGGUCGAUUCCAAGCCAUCAAGCACAUUGUCGAGUCUCUGUCCCAGAACCCCGACGUAUGGGUCGCUACCCGCGAAGAGAUUGCGAGACAGUGGGCGGGCCAGUACCCCGACCCCUACGCGGGCAAGACGAACGGUACCAAGUAA